Molecule: messenger RNA, 558 nt
Organism: Mustela lutreola (European mink)
Lineage: Eukaryota; Metazoa; Chordata; Mammalia; Carnivora; Mustelidae
Gene: NDUFB7
Product: NADH:ubiquinone oxidoreductase subunit B7
Exons: 3
Coding region: 81-494 (137 amino acids)
Cellular component (GO): mitochondrion
Source: RefSeq, a predicted model, not a curated record
UGUGGCUUGCAAGGAGUAGUGCUUCCGGGUAGGAGCGAGGUGACCCCCGGCUGCUGCGGGAAUCUGCGGCGACUGCAGCCAUGGGGGCGCAUCUGGCCCGGCGUUAUGUGACCGAUCCAUCGGGGGAGCCCGACCCCCAACGGAUGCCCACCUUCCCCCCCGACUACGGCUUCCCGGGGCGCAAGGAGCGCGAGAUGGUGGCCACCCAGCAGCAGAUGAACGAUGCACAGCUGGUGCUGCAGCAGCGGGACUACUGCGCCCACUACCUCAUCCGGCUGCUCAAGUGCAAGCGCGACAGCUUCCCCAACUUCCUGGCCUGCAAGCACGAGCAGCACGACUGGGAAUACUGCGAGCACCUCGACUACGUGAUGCGCAUGAAGGAGUAUGAGCGGGAACGUCGGCUGCUCCAGCGGAAGAAGCGGCGAGAGCAGAGGGAGGCAGAUGUGGCCCGAGGCCAGGGGUCCGGUGAGGUGGCCCCUGAGGUCGCCCUGUAGUGGGUCUGCCCCCACCCUGUUGGACAAGUUGAUAAAUAAAAGCCUCCAGGCCCCUCAGCUGGAA